Odontomachus brunneus is the source of this 2163-nucleotide messenger RNA. Its product is annotated as putative fatty acyl-CoA reductase CG5065. Gene Ontology annotation, cellular component: peroxisome. Gene Ontology annotation, biological process: long-chain fatty-acyl-CoA metabolic process. The record is from RefSeq and is a predicted model, not a curated record. Gene Ontology annotation, molecular function: alcohol-forming very long-chain fatty acyl-CoA reductase (NADP+) activity. Lineage: Eukaryota; Metazoa; Arthropoda; Insecta; Hymenoptera; Formicidae. Bases 424 to 2022 code for a protein of 532 amino acids. The transcript is spliced from 10 exons.
AAAGAAAGCAGUCGUGGGCUUGUCUUCAGGUAGAAAACGUCGAUGCUUCUUAUUGUUCCACCGUCUAAAAAGAAUGCAACGUUGCAGCUAGGUUCUGAAUUGACGAAGUGAAUAUUUUAGAAACUAACGUUCAACGUAGUCUUAGCUGUGAGUUACUUCGUCACGUGGUGAAAUAAGAACUAGUAGUGCUGGAUUUUUCUCUUCAGUAAUUUAGUUAGAGAACGUAUCGCAACUUUAAAACACUCUUCCAGUUAUCCUCGUGGUCGAUUCGAAGCAGCUUCUUUAGUUUGUUCGUCAGUAUCGCGAAAAUUCUCGAGUAAACUCGAGUUACUUUGAAACAUACUAGCUGCACUUCAUCUUUCAGUUUAUUUUAUUGUACUAUCUCAGUAGCAUUUGUUCGAACAACGAAACCGGAGAAUCAGCAUGUCUGUGUCGGAUUCACUCUCUAUGAGUCCCAUAAUUCCAAUCCCUGGGCAAUUACAUAUAUAUAACAACGGCGAAAACAAUGAAAUCUCUGAGAAAUGUUAUUCAACUGAUAAAAAAAGUGAGCUACCUACUGCGAGAAACCCAGCUACCUGCGAGAAGAUUCCAAACACCGUUAACCCUAAGAAGAAGGAUGGUUUAAACGUCAAUAAAACGCGGAUACAGCAGUUUUAUUCCGGCCAAACAAUUUUUAUCACAGGAGGAUCCGGUUUUCUUGGAAAAAUAUUAAUCGAGAAAUUAUUACGUGCGUGCACCGAUAUCACUACUAUUUAUGUAUUAUUACGUUCAAAAACUGAAAGAGAUGUCGAAGACCGGCUCAAUGAUAUAUUUCAGAACAUGAUUUACGAUCGACUUAAGGCGGAAGUGCCAAAUUUUCGAAGCAAAAUCGUGCCGAUAAAGGGUGAUUUGUCUGUCGCAAAUUUAGGUCUCUCACGGGACGAUGACAGCCUCCUCAAACAGAAUGUAUCUAUCGUCUUUCAUAUGGGCGCAAACGUACGCUUUAAAGAAGAAUUCAAAUCUGUUGCGAUGACAAACAUUAACGGCACCAAAUAUAUCUUAGAUAUGGCUAAAGAUAUGAAAAAUUUGAAGGCGUUUAUUUACGUAUCGGCACUGAAUGCGAACUGCUAUUUAAAGCACAACGAAGAAAUUUUCUACCCAUGUCCUAUCACUUAUCAAACUUUUCUUACAAUAGUGAAGAAUUUAAAACCCGGAGAAGUCAGUGAACAGAUCGCCGAGGCUUUCUCUGCUUGGCCGAAUACAUAUACAAUUACCAAAGCCGUCGCGGAAUCAUUAGUGAAAGAAGUAAGCGAGGAAUUGCCGAUUGGAAUUUUUAGACCGGGUACAGUUAUAUCCACUGCUGAUGAACCGCUUGCGGGAUGGGUCGGUAAUUAUUACGGUCCCAUGGGACUGGUGAAGUAUAUUUACAAAAGACUGAUAAAAUAUAUAUGGUGUGAUCCUAACUGCGUAGUAGACUUAGUGCCUGUCGAUAAAACCAUAAACGCUCUAAUUGUUGCUGCGUGGGAUGUCUCUAAUAAACCAGACAGGAGAGGUAUUGAAACGUUGAUUUACAAUUAUGUAUCGUCGAACGAUGCACCUAUAACCUGGGGCCAGUAUUUUCAGAUAGCGAAAGUGAUUGGUAAGAAAUAUCCACUGGAACCGUGGCUUCUAACCGUAAAAUUGAUUAAAAAAAAGAGUUUAUAUAAAACUCGCAAUUGGUUCACUUACACGUUACCUGCUAUUUUAUUGGACAAAUUGGAAAGAAACACAAAUAAAAGAAGCUUACAGAAAUUAUAUAAUAAACUUUACCAAGAUAUGGAAAAUCUUGGAUAUUUUAUGGUCAGAGAAUGGACUUAUGCCAAUUACAACGUUCAAUCAAUGUGGCAUAGGUUGUACAGGAGGGAUCAGCAUCUGUUUAAUUUCGACAUGACAGAUUUCAAUUGGCAGGAAUAUUUGGAAAAUCAUUUCAAAGGCAUACUUAUUUAUCUGUUUAAUGAGGAUUUGGAUAUAUUGAAAGUCAACGGUGAAAAAUUGAAGAAGUAAAAAAGUCUCUUUGCAAUUUCAGAAAAUGUAUAUAUGGCAAAUUUAUAUAAGAACUGGUGUUUUUUUUUAUCGUUUAUUUAGGACCAAAAUUACAAUUAAAUGUAUACAAUAAGCUCAAUAAACAAAACUUUUCAAUAACAG